AUGUCAUCAUUCUUGGAAUAUCUUGGCCUCGGUGGCUCUACGCCUGCCAGUAACGAUAACUCAGCAGUCCGGGCUUUGCCAGCCUCAUGGUACACCUCACAGGAGAUGUACGAGCUCGAGAGGCGGGCAAUCUUUUCCAGGAAAUGGAUGCUUGUUACCCACAAACUCAGACUCAAGCAGCCUGGCGACUAUCUGCGCUUUGAGACAGCAGGCUUCCAGUUUGUGCUGUGUAAGGACCGCGAGGGCAACAUCAAUGGAUUCCACAAUGUCUGCCGACAUCGAGCUUUCCCGGUGGUCACCGAGGAGAAGGGCCAAGCCAAGAUCUUUGCUUGUCUCUAUCACGGCUGGUCCUAUGGUCUCAACGGCAAGCUCGCCAAAGCCCCUGGCUAUCAAGACCUGCCCGAUUUCGACAAAAGUAAAAAUGGUCUCCUCCCUAUACACGUCUACAUUGACCAAAACGGUUUUAUCUGGGUCAACUUGGAUGGCAAAGACAAGCCAGAGAUUGCCUGGGCGGAUGAUUUUGAGGGUGUUGACAAGCUUCCAAGGUACGACGGGGUCAACUGGGAUGACUAUGAAUUCGACCACACCUGGGAAAUGGUUGGAGAACACAACUGGAAGAUUCUAGCCGACAACUAUAACGAAUGCUACCACUGCAAGACGGCCCAUCCUGACAUUCCGGCAAUUGCCGAUCUCAGCUCCUACUCAGUCAACACCGAGGGGAACUCCAUUCAACAUAACGUUGCCACCACCGCUGAGCAGGCGGCAGCUGGUCUAUCAGUUGCUCCUACCUACUUCUUCCCCAACACCUCUAUGACUAUCUCGCCACACUUCUUUUACAUGCAGAGGUUUGUCCCCAGUGGGCAUACGAGCUGCUCAAUGCAGUAUGAAGUUUACCGGAACAAGAACUCCGCCGAAGAGGAUUUCCAAAGGAUUAACCAACUCUAUAAGCGCGUCAUGACGGAAGACAAAUAUCUGUGUGACCUUGCACAGAAGAAUCUCGAUUCCGGAGUUUUUGUCAAUGGGGAGAUGCACCCAAAGAUGGAGAAGGGCUCUCUCUUUUUCCAGAAGACAGUCCGAGAAACCGUGCAGGCCCAUCACAAGCGCGAACAGGCGGCGAAGCAGGAGAUAUGGCCUGCUCGCCAGCAACUACCGAGCACUGCUCUAGUGAGCGGGAAAGACAUCAAGUUCUGCUCAGGACUGGCUUGUCAAACUAAUCAGGAGGGUUUGGCAUGGUGA
Messenger RNA from Coniosporium apollinis CBS 100218, 1236 nucleotides. RefSeq lists its product as uncharacterized. Gene Ontology annotation, molecular function: iron ion binding; 2 iron, 2 sulfur cluster binding. The coding region runs from base 1 to 1236 and encodes 411 amino acids. The transcript is spliced from 2 exons. Lineage: Eukaryota; Fungi; Ascomycota; Dothideomycetes. The record is from RefSeq and is a predicted model, not a curated record.